Molecule: messenger RNA, 2390 nt
Organism: Saimiri boliviensis boliviensis (Bolivian squirrel monkey)
Lineage: Eukaryota; Metazoa; Chordata; Mammalia; Primates; Cebidae
Gene: IL20RA
Product: interleukin 20 receptor subunit alpha
Biological process (GO): cytokine-mediated signaling pathway
Cellular component (GO): plasma membrane
Molecular function (GO): cytokine receptor activity; interleukin-20 binding
Source: RefSeq, a predicted model, not a curated record
UAUGGAACUUUAAGUGACCAUCAGACCGGCUUGACUACCAGAAUCUCUUUGCAAUGCCCUCCCCUCGCUCAUUACCAGAGGGAGGUUUUACGUGCGGAGUGACCGGGUUGGUCUGGGCAUGUACCCCGAGAGAUGGAAACUCUCAGACUCUCCGGACUGACAGCCGAAUGGCUGGGGACUAUAAAUCCACGAGAACUGCCCUCACGCUGCCAUCCAGCCGGGUAGGCGGAAGCGCGCGCGUGGGGGCUCCGCUAGUCGUUCGCCCUCGGUUCCCGCGGAAGCCCGGGGGGGCGUGGCCGCGGCGCCUCCGCCCUGGGCCUCGGGUCGCCAGGAGCGCGGCGCGCGGAGCCCCGGGCGCAGAGGGGAGGCCGCGCUGCCGCGGUUGUCCUCAGCAGGCGUGGGACGGAGCCGUCGGCUGCGCCCCGAAAUGUGACCAGGCCCCGCGGCCCAUGCGGGCUCCCGGCCGCCCGGCCCUGCGGCCGCUGCUGCUGCCGCCGCUGCUGCUGCUGGUGGCGGCGCCGUGGGGACUGGCAGUUCCCUGUGUCUCUGGUGGUUUGCCUAAACCUGCAAACAUCACCUUCUUAUCCAUCAACAUGAAGAAUGUCCUGCAAUGGAAUCAACCAGAGGAUCUUCAAGGAGUUAAAGUUACUUACACUGUGCAGUAUUUCAUAUAUGGGCAAAAGAAAUGGCUGAAUAAAUCAGAAUGCAGAAAUAUCAGUAGGACCUACUGUGAUCUUUCUGCUGAAACUUCUGACUACGAACACCAGUAUUAUGCCAAAGUUAAGGCCAUGUGGGGGACAGAGUGUUCCAAAUGGGCUGAGAGUGGACGGUUCUAUCCUUUUUUAGAAACACAAAUUGGCCCACCGGAGGUGGCCCUGAAGGUGGGUGAUAAGUCCAUUUCUGUUGUCCUGACGGCUCCAGAGAAGUGGAAGAGAAAUCCAGAAGACAUUCCUAUUUCCAUGCAACAAAUAUACUCCAAUCUGAAGUAUAAUGUGUCUGUGUCGAACACUAAAUCAAAUAGAACGUGGUCCCAGUGUGUGACCAACCACACGCUGGUGCUCACCUGGCUGGAGCCGAACACACUGUACUGCGUCCACGUGGAGUCCUUUGUCCCAGGGCCCCCUCGCCGUGCUCAGCCUUCUGAGAAGCAGUGUGCCAGGACUUUGAAAGAUCAAUCAUCAGAGUUCAAGGCUAAAAUCAUUUUCUGGUAUGUUUUGCCCGUAUCUGUUACCGUGUUUCUUUUUUCUGUGAUGGGCUAUUCCGUCUACCGAUAUAUCCACGUUGGCGAAGAGAAACACCCAGCAAAUUUGAUUUUGAUUUAUGGAAAUGAAUUUGACAAAAGAUUCUUUGUGCCUGCUGAAAAAGUCGUGAUUAACUUUAUCACCCUCAGUAUCUCGGAGGAUUCUAAAAUUUCUCAUCAGGAUACAAGUUUGCUGGGAAAAAGCAGUGAUGCAUCCAGCCUUAAUAAUCCUCAGCGUAGCAGGAACCUGGAGCCCCCUCAAGAGGAAGAGGAGGUGAAACAUUUAGGAUAUGCUUCGCAUUUGAUGGAAUUUUUUUGUGACUCUGAAGGAAACUCGGAAGGUACUUCCCUCACCCAGGAAGAGUCCAUCAGCAGAACAAUAUCCCCAGAUAAAACAGUCAUCGAAUAUGAAUAUGAUGUAAGAACCACUGACAUCUGUGCAGGGCCUGAAGAGCAGGAGCUCAGUUUGCAAGAGGAGGUGUCCAGGCAAGGAAGAUUAUUUGACUCACAGGCAGCACUGGCAGUCUUGGGUCUGCAAACAUUACAGUACUCAUACAGCCCUCAGCUCCGAGACUUAGACCCUCUGGCAUGGGGGCACACAGAUUCGGAGGAGGGUCCAGAGGAAGAGCCAUCGACAACCCUGGUUGACUGGGACCCCCAAACUGGCAGGCUGUGUAUCCCUUCAUUGUCUAGCUUUGACCAGGACUCAGAGGGCUGCGAGCCUUCAGAGGGGAAUGGGCUCUGGGAGGAGGGCCUUCUAUCUAGACUCUAUGAGGCGCUGGCUCCAGACAGGCCGCCAGGAGAAAAUGAAACCUAUCUCAUGCAAUUCAUGGAGGAAUGGGGGUUAUCUGUACAGAUGGAAAGCUGAUGCCACCACUUCCUUUUGCCAGGCUCCUUCUUUGCAAACAAGUGAGUUACCCCUUUGAUCCCAGCAAUAAAGUACCUGGGAUAAAAGAUGUUUUUUUGCAGUUUUUCAGUGUCUGUGAGAAUUACUUAUUUCUUUUCUCUAUUCUCAUAGUACAUAUUUGGUUGGUUCAUGCAUGUAGGUCUCUUAACAAUGGUGGUGGGUGUCCAGAGUGCAGGAGCUAGCCUGUUUCUUUAUGCAAAGGAAGCAGUCCAUAAAUGUUUGCCAGACUGGGUGCAGAAUUUA